Molecule: messenger RNA, 2548 nt
Organism: Hibiscus syriacus
Lineage: Eukaryota; Viridiplantae; Streptophyta; Magnoliopsida; Malvales; Malvaceae
Product: probable protein phosphatase 2C 4
Biological process (GO): protein dephosphorylation
Molecular function (GO): protein serine/threonine phosphatase activity
Source: RefSeq, a predicted model, not a curated record
AGGCUUUUCUCUUUCUCCUACGAAAAGUCAACGUCCCUCUUCUCCUUCUUUCUUAUCUUCUUUCUCAUUCCCCUGAAAUUUCAAGAGCAGAAAACAGGGAGAAAAGGGAAGAAAAGAAAUCUUUCAAAUUUUUAGUUUUUUUUAAAAAAUUUGGUUUAUGGGUAACGGUUUCUGCAAGUUAAGCGUAUGUUUCACCGGCGGCGGCGGAUAUGCCGCUGAAGAAGCUCGUCGUAGAAGGGAAAUCUCCAUGUUACUAUCGGAUCCCCUCGACGAAGGUCUUGGUCACUCCUUCUGCUACGUUAGACCCGACCCCACUCGACUCUCUUCAUCCAAGGUCCAUUCCGAGGAAUCCACCACUACUUUCCGUACGAUCUCCGGCGCCUCCGUCAGCGCCAACACGUACACGCCGCUUUCGACGGCGCUGGUGGACCCGUACGUCAGCUACAGCAGCGGCUGCUUCGAUAGGGCCGCGGCUUUCGAGAGCACGACUUCGUUUUCCUCGAUCCCCCUGCAGCCGAUUCCGAAGAGCUUUAUAAACACUUCGGGUCCGAUGUCGGGUAGUCUCGUUCCGGGUUCGGGUCCUCUGGAGAGGGGGUUCAUGUCGGGUCCGAUCGAGAGGGGGUUCAUGUCGGGUCCUCUUGAUAAUAUUAACAACAAUUAUAGUCGCGGGUUAUUUUCGGGUCCACUCGACAAAGUUUCGGAUCAGUUUCAAAGAAGCUUUUCUCAUGGAGCUUUUGCUUUUAAACCCAGAUCGAGAAAAGGAUCUUUAAUUCGGGUCCUCCAAAGAGCAAUCUCGAAAACCGUUUCUCGCGGCCAAAAUUCCGUCGUGGCUCCGAUUAAAGGUGUUGUUUCAAUUAAAGAACCCGAAUGGAUAGUUGGUUCCGAAAAGAACCCGAUUCAUAAUCACAACGAGAAUUUGACAGUCAGUAGCUUGAAUCUGAGCAGUGAAUACAGUUUAGACGAUGAUGAGUCAAUGGGUAGUCAAAAUCUUCAAUGGGCACAAGGGAAAGCCGGCGAGGAUCGGGUGCACGUCGUCGUAUCGGAGGAACACGAAUGGGUUUUCGUUGGGAUUUAUGAUGGAUUCAACGGCCCUGAUGCUCCUGAUUAUUUGUUAUCAAAUCUAUACUCCAAUGUUCAUAAAGAACUCAAGGGUUUAUUGUGGGAUGAUGGGCUCGAACAAGCCCCUGCAAAUUCCCCUGAAGACGAAGAACAGAGCAAGGACUUGGAAUCAGCUAGUAAUUGUUCAUAUGAUGCAUGUUCAAGGUGUUUAGAGCAAGAGAAUUAUCCCGGUGAGAAGGAAGAUGUCGAUAAGAAUUUGGGUUCAAAACUGAAAAAAGGUAAGAAUUCCAAGGCGAAGUAUAAAGGCGUGGCGACGAGGUGGGAAGAGAAUCAGAGGAGGUGGAAGUGUGAAUGGGAUAGGGAAAGAUUAGAACUCGAUAGAAAAUUAAAGGAACAACUGAGUAGAAACAAGUCCGGUGGAUCGAGAUCGAUGUCAAUAAACCAUGGUGAUGUUUUGAAUGCUUUGUCCCAGGCUUUGAAGAAAACAGAGGAGUCUUAUUUGGAUAUCGCUGAUAAGAUGUUGAUGGAGAACCCAGAGCUGGCUUUGAUGGGUUCUUGUGUGCUUGUUAUGUUGAUGAAAGGUGAGGAUGUUUACGUGAUGAAUGUUGGGGAUAGUAGGGCAGUUUUGGCUAAAAAAACAGAGCCCGAUUACUGGGUGGGAAAGACUAGGCAAGAUUUGGAAAGGAUCAAUGAAGAAACUUUGCAUGAUCUUGAAGGUUUUGAUGGAGAUAGAUCUGAUGCAAUCCCUGAUUUAACUGCUUUUCAGCUUAGUGUGGAUCAUAGCACCAGUGUAGAAGAGGAAGUUCAAAGAAUAAUAAACGAACAUCCCGAUGAUGCUUAUGCGAUGAUGAAUGACCGAGUUAAAGGUUCUUUGAAGGUCACUCGAGCUUUUGGUGCUGGUUUUCUCAAACAGCCUAAAUGGAAUGAUGCAUUGCUAGAGAUGUUCAGAAUAGAUUACAAAGGAACUUCUCCAUAUAUCACUUGUGCUCCAUCUCUCCACCACCACAAAUUAGGUUCCAAAGACAGAUUUUUGAUAUUAUCAUCCGACGGUCUCUAUCAAUACUUAACGAACGAGGAAGCUGUAUCUGAGGUCGAACUGUUCAUCACAAUGCAACCCGAAGGAGAUCCUGCUCAGCAUCUCGUCGAGGAAGUGUUGUUCCGAGCAGCAAAGAAUGCUGGCAUGGACUUUCAUGAGUUACUCGAAAUACCACAAGGAGAUAGACGACGAUACCAUGAUGACGUUUCCAUUAUAGUUAUAUCUUUAGAGGGGAGAAUAUGGAGAUCUUGUGUAUAAGUGGAGAAAACAACAUAUGGAAGAUAGAUAUGUGUCUGCUAAAAGAAGUCGAAGUUUCCCUUUUUUUUCAACGUUUUUUCCCGGUCACCAUUGUAACAUAGCUAUUAAGCUCCUACGAGUUCCCGAGGAACUUUGUUGUGAAAAGUAGCUGGGUGGUGAAGGGGGUGUAAAGGUGUAAAAGCAGGUUCAUGUUGA